Dreissena polymorpha is the source of this 1780-nucleotide messenger RNA. Its product is annotated as protein Wnt-2b-A-like. The record is from RefSeq and is a predicted model, not a curated record. Gene Ontology annotation, cellular component: extracellular region. NCBI's taxonomy places the organism in Eukaryota, Metazoa, Mollusca, Bivalvia, Myida, Dreissenidae. The coding region runs from base 88 to 1260 and encodes 390 amino acids. The transcript is spliced from 7 exons. Gene Ontology annotation, molecular function: cytokine activity; frizzled binding. Gene Ontology annotation, biological process: multicellular organism development; canonical Wnt signaling pathway; neuron differentiation.
UUUGUGCUGACGUUAACUUGACUUAGUCCAUAGUACAUUUAAACAACCCUAUUGCGAUGUCAUAUGUGACGAUGGAUAUUAGUAUAUAUGCUCUUGUGCAUACAGGUCUAUUAUUUUACACUGCAUCCUAGCAGACCAAAUGGAGGUCCAGCGAUGGGAAAUUUGUGUUUGAAAAAUGUCGUGGUUACCAUAGUAAUCGUUCUCAUACAUCUGCAACUGGUGGCGUCAACGUGGUGGUUUAUAAGUCAGUUGCCGCUUCACGCGGUCGGCGCAGGGGUGCUGUGUGACAACGUACCGGGACUGGUUGGCAGACAGAGGCGCAUGUGCAGGAUUCACCAGGAGGCGAUGGUGAUCCUAGGGCAGGGGGCGCUACAGGGCGUGCACGAGUGCCAGCACCAGUUCCGGCAACACCGCUGGAACUGCUCCACCCUGGACCGGGACACGUCCGUGUUCGGCAAGGUGCUCCUCAAAGUAGGAACAAGAGAAGCCGCCUUCGUCUACUCGAUAUCUUCGGCGGGGGUCGCGUAUUCCAUCACACGAGCCUGCAGUCUCGGGCACCUCAGCACGUGCGCGUGCGAUCCGAACAGGAAGGGGCGUGGUCGAGACAAACAGGGAAAUCCCUUCCAAUGGGGCGGCUGCAGCGAUGACGUCAACUAUGGACAGAAGUUCGCGAAGAUGUUCAUUGACGCUAAAGAGAAACAACAUAUGGACGCGAGGGCGUUAAUGAAUCUGCAUAACAACAAAGCCGGCCGUCAGGCAGUCCAGAAGCAGCGGAAGCUCGAGUGCAAGUGUCACGGGAUCAGCGGCUCGUGCGCCAUGAGGACCUGCUGGCGGGCCCUCCGCGACUUCCGACGCGUCGGCACUUUCCUCAAAAAUAGGUACAACGGCGCCAUACAGGUGAUGAUGAACCAGAACUCGGCCGACGCCGACCUCGUUGUUGCCAAUAGAAACCAUAAGAAACCAACGAAGUACGACCUCGUAUAUUUCGACGCGUCGCCCGAUUACUGCAACGAGGAUUUAGAAUUAGGUUCUCCGGGGACAGCAGGUCGGGAGUGCAAUGCUUCUUCCAUCGACACUGACGGCUGUGACAUCAUGUGUUGUGGGCGCGGGUACCAUACGCAUACUGAGAAGCGCGUGGACAAGUGUGAGUGCAAGUUCCACUGGUGUUGUGAUGUGGUCUGCAAGAACUGCACGAGAACUGUAGACGUGCACACGUGCCUUGGGGAGCGUACGCAGCGAAAAUAUAAAUGGGGACAUUAACUGGACACUCUGAGCAAUAACAGGUUACACAAACGCUUAUUAACUGUACACUAAAGAGCGAGAACAGGUUAUACAAGCCCUUUGUAAAAUUACGACGUCACAUAGUGUCCAUAAACUCUAGGCCAAGUGUCGCACAAUUAGCCAAGCAAGAAAUAUUCACAACGGUAUGUUCGCUCUGUGCAAAGUAAAACAUAAGAAGUUACCGUACCAUGUGUGAAGAAAAACAUUUUUUAAAUUUAUAAUAAUUGUUUUGCCAAAUUAAUGUACUUUAAAGGAAAAAAAAUCCAUGAAAAGUAGGUUAACUAUUGCAUAAUAUGCAAUCAGAAAUGGCUGUGUUGCACGCGGAUAUCUUCAACACCAAGAAAUAUUGGUUGUAAGCUUAUUGUUAAGGUAAAAUUGCUUCAAUUUGUUUUCAUAACUAAUACUGGCUUUUUAAAGCGCGAGUGCAUGUUUUGUUUUCUCUUCAAUGUUAUUUGUUACAUAAAUGUGAUAAGUGAUAUACCUCAUUUGUUUGUCAAUA